Molecule: messenger RNA, 2516 nt
Organism: Paralichthys olivaceus (Japanese flounder)
Lineage: Eukaryota; Metazoa; Chordata; Actinopteri; Pleuronectiformes; Paralichthyidae
Source: RefSeq, a predicted model, not a curated record
AUGUUCCAGGAUUCCUCAGACCAGAGAGACAUGGCCAAACAACCGGCCACCGGCUACAUCCCGGCGCAGCAGCCCGACGGAGCUGCGGGACUUACAACAAACAAACCGGACAACACUGCUGCGUGCGCGCCUCCCUCCCCGCACCAUCAUCCGGCGCCUCAGCCUCCGUGCAACGAGAACAAAACUUUUUGUCCCACGGAAAAUAAACCGGGAGACGCGGACAGCAAUAAAGCGUAUGGGACGUUUAAAAACACCCCACCGGUCGUGCCCGGAUCCGUGGCUGUCAACUCGGCCUUCAGGAAGGAUUCCGCCGGUUCGGCCCGCGGGGGGUCCGCCCAGUGCGGCGACCCGCUGCGGGCCGCCGCGGAGCAGAACAACACCGCGGGCAACUGGACGGCUAUGAGCCAGACCACCAUCAUCCUGGGAACAGAUGGGAACACGUCUGUUCAGCCCGGCACCGUGGCGGGGGUAAGUUGCGGGAUUGCCAUGUUGAUAAUAUCUGUCUUGAUAGCCAUAUACUAUAAUAUUAUAAUGUGCUGGACACUGUACUACCUGUUCGCUUCGUUGAAGGGCUCACUGCCAUGGGCUAACUGUAGGAAUGAGUGGAACACUCCGGAUUGUAAGGACAAAGACAUGCUGCUGUUAGACUCGUGCAUCCUGCGGGACAGAAACAUCACCUCCAUCAAGAACUCCUCUUUCUGUCUGUCCGCAAACGCUGUGGGAAACCUGACGAAGCUGUUAAACAUGACAGUGGACGGAAACAAGACUGAUGUCAGCCCCAGUGAGGAGUACUUCAAGUACAAUGUGUUGCACAUCUCUCAAGGGAUUGAAUUCCCAGGAGACAUUCGCUGGCCUCUGGCAGGAUGUCUCUUCCUGGCCUGGAUCAUCGUCUACGCCUCUUUAGCCAAAGGAAUCAAGUCAUCAGGGAAGGUGGUUUAUUUCACCGCCACGUUUCCCUACGUGGUGCUGGUCAUCCUGCUCAUCAGGGGAGUGACCCUCCCCGGUGCAGCCGACGGCAUCCUCUACUUCAUCACACCAAAGUGGGAGAAACUGAGCGAUGGCAAGGUGUGGAAAGACGCAGCCACUCAGAUCUUCUUCUCCCUGUCGGCCGCCUGGGGAGGCCUCAUCACUCUCUCCUCCUACAACAAGUUCCACAAUAACUGCUACAGGGACACUAUCAUUGUGACGUGCACGAACAGUGCCACCAGUAUAUUUGCUGGGUUUGUCAUCUUCUCUGUCAUUGGUUUCAUGGCACAUGAGUUGAAGGUGCCGAUAGAGAAGGUGGCAGAUGAAGGUCCCGGCAUAGCGUUCGUGGUGUAUCCAGAGGCUCUGACCAGACUUCCCUUGUCUCCGUUUUGGGCGAUCAUCUUCUUCCUCAUGCUGCUGACUCUUGGCCUGGAUACCAUGUUUGCCACCAUCGAAACCAUCAUCACCUCCGUGUCGGACGAGUUCCCCAAAUACCUGAGGAAACACAAACCGCUGUUCACCCUGGUCUGCUGCAUCUGCUUCUUCUUCCUGGGAUUCCCCAUGAUCACAGAGAGCGGGAUGUACAUGCUGCAGCUGGUGGACACGUACGCAGCCUCCUACUCUCUGGUCAUCAUCGCUAUCUUCGAGCUGGUGGGGAUUUCCUACCUCUAUGGUCUGCAGAGGUUUUGCGAGGACAUUGAAAUGAUGAUUGGUUUCCAGCCAAACCGAUUCUGGAGACUCUGCUGGGCCUUCGUGACUCCAACCAUUCUGACGGGCAUCCUGGUGCUGAGUCUGUACCAGUGGAAGGGGAUGACGUAUGAGGACUACACUUACCCCAACUGGUCCAUGGUUAUGGGCUGGCUCAUGGUGAUCUGCUCCGUCAUCUGGAUCCCCAUCAUGUUUGUCAUUAAGAUGUACAUCGCCCCUGGCACCUUUACCGAGCGUCUGAAGCUGGUCUGCUCCCCUCAGCCGGACUGGGGUCCGUUCCUGAUGAAGCACCGUGGAGAACGCUACAAGAACAUGAUCGACCCUCUGGGAACCAACUCCCUGGGCCUCAAACUGCCCCCAAAGGACUUCCAGCUCAGCUCCUACCAGUAGCAGCUGCUCCGCCAGCACCACACCCACCACUUCCAAACCCCUGCAGGGGACGUCUCCUCUCCUUCUCCCUCUUCCUCUCUGUCUCUCUCUUUUUCCCAAUCGUACAUCACCCUCUGCUUCCUGUCUUCCACUCAACGAUGUGGCAGUGGGGACAGGCUCCUUUUCCUCCUCUUUGUCUUCUCCUUCGUCACUGCCUCUCUUCGUUCAGAGAGGAGUGGCUGCCCAGGUGGAGUCUGCUCCUCCGCUGCUGCUUCGUACUCGAUUAAUGGGCGAUCAUUGCCUCCCACACAUGACCACUGAUUACUCCAGAGCCCUUCCCAGGGAUCUUUAUUCCAAGAGAAAAAUUGUGCAAUAAAAUGGCACAGCUCAGACUGCACUUGCAAUAUUAGUCUCACCAUAGCUGCUCCCUAUGGAGACGUGUGUGUUUGUGUGUGUGUGUGUGUGUGUGUGUG